AUGAAUAAUUAUGCAGGUUAGGCUAUGUUCCAAAAUAUGCAAGGAUCAAUGUCUCAAGCUUAAUAAUUUACAAUGAUGCUUCAACAAAUGAUGAUGAACCAAAUUCUUCAAGAGGAGGAAUAGGAUGCCAUUAAUAGCAAUUUUAGAAUGCAACUCAUAUUCAGAGCAUGCAGCCUGUGCACUAAAAUAUAUUAGCACUUCCAUACUAGGCCCCAGAAAAACAUAAUGAAGAUGAGAAUAUUAAUUGAAAGAAUGAGCCUUAUAAUAUACAUUAAUCUCGGUUGCAUGUUGACCCUAACUACAUUUUAGAUAAAAAAGUAACUUUAAAUGAAAUAGAGUUAGACUUUGCCUAGAAGUAUAAUGAACAGCCCCUAUUUAGCUGAAAAUGAAACAUAAAAUUCUGAUAAGAGUAAUAAAAAUAGCAAUAAAAAAGAUUAAUAAAUUUGUAAAACUCGUUCUUAAGUAGCAAAUAAAGGUAAAAACGAAGAAGAAAAAAUUUCUCGUCUUGAAGUUGAAUAGAACAUUCAGGAUGAACUGAUGCAAUAGUUUGAGAAAUAUUAAAAGUUGAUGAAAGAAAAAGGACUUGAUAUUUAAAUUGUAAACAACUAGAUUGGGCAAGGAAAUAAUUAUAAGAAAGAUCCUAGCAAUAAACUUAGGGCGAAAAGGGAAAUAACAUAUCUCAAUGACUAGUUUAUUCAUGAUGAACACUAUGUAAAGUUAUUUGAUUACUAGGUAAAAGGAGUAAAGUGGCUUUAUGAAAAUUAUAAGAAAGCAUAAGGUUGCAUAGUUGCUGAUGAUAUGGGUUUGGGAAAAACAAUUCAAAUUUGCGUUCUAAUAGGAAAUCUGUUACUUAAAAAUGAGAUUUAAGAUGUUGUUAUAGUAUGCCCUACAUCUAUUGUAGACUACUGGAAAACAACUAUCAAAUAAUGGAAUUUAGGAUUACAGUAUAAGAUCUUAGACAUAAGAGAUAAAGGAAACAGACUUGAGGUUUUUUCUCCUUAAAGAAUAUAAAAUUGCCCUGAGAUAUUGAUAGUGUCUCCAAAGAUAUUUGAAAAUCAACUAUAGAAUAUUUAAGCCCGCUUUGAUAUUGACAUGAUGAUAAUUGAUGAAGGUCACAGAGCGAAAAAUGUGAAAACAAUGAUCAGAAAAAGUUUCAAAAGUCUUUAGGUUAAGCAAUAAAAAAUUAUAUUAACAGGCACUCCAGUUUAAAACAAUUUAGAGGAGUUAUAUAGUCUUUAUGAUUUAGUAUAGGAUGGGAAAUUCGGAGAAUUUUUCAAUUUUAAACGAAACUAUUCCUUUCCGAUUGAAUAAGGAUCUAAGAACUUCAAAAAUAUUGAGAUGGUGACAAUCGCUAGAGAAAAAAUAAGAGAACUCAAAUCGAUUUACGCCCCUUUCUUUCUCAGAAGAGUAAAGAAACAAAUUUUCAAAAUCAGAUCUGCAGAGCUUAAUCCAAUAUAGGAAAAGGAAACUGUGCUACCCUUAAAGACUGAUAUGGUUGUUUGGGUAACAUUAAGUGACAUGUAAAAGGAAAUUUAUGAGCUUAUUCUUAAUUCAGAAGUCACUAUCAAGGCGAUUAUUAAAAACCUUGUCAAACCAAAUAAGAGUAUGAGGCAUUAUCUAGGCUAUGAUAAUAAAAGAGGUUUGAAAUUAAGAGAAAAGUAUUAGAAAUUUAGAGAGUAUCUUAAGAAAAUUAAGGAAGAUGAACAAGGAAGUGAAGACGAAAAUCAGAAAUAUGGAGAAGUAAAUAAAUCUCUGCAAAUAGGCAUAAUACAUAAUUUCAUUGAAAGUGCAUUUAACAUAAAUAAAUACUCUGAUUGGAUAAAUCACUCUAAUAAAAUCAAACUUCUUUUUGAACUGCUUGAGAGCCUUCAUUAAAAUGGAAAUCGAGUUUUAAUUUUUACGAAAUCAAUCAUCCUUCUUGACUUAAUUGAGAAUACAAGGGAAUAUGUCUGCAAUCAUUUUAACGAAAAUGGAACAUUUUGUUUCCUUUUGAGUUCUAAGGUAGCUGGUUUAGGAUUAAACUUGACAAGAGCUGAUAGAGCUAUAAUACUAGAUCCUGAUUGGAAUCCAGCAAAUGAUAAUUAGUGCAUUGAUCGAUUAUACAGAAUUGGCUAAAGAAAAGACGUAAUUGUUUAUCGAUUUAUAUGUGUGGGAUCAGUUGAGGAACAUAUGUAUCGAAGUGAAUAACUAGCUGAAAUUCUUAAUUACAAUUGA
Molecule: messenger RNA, 2214 nt
Organism: Stylonychia lemnae
Lineage: Eukaryota; Ciliophora; Spirotrichea; Sporadotrichida; Oxytrichidae
Source: the annotation of a GenBank genome assembly